Bombina bombina (fire-bellied toad) is the source of this 3168-nucleotide messenger RNA. It is a transcript of the gene NKPD1, whose product is annotated as NTPase KAP family P-loop domain containing 1. The coding region runs from base 383 to 2662 and encodes 759 amino acids. NCBI's taxonomy places the organism in Eukaryota, Metazoa, Chordata, Amphibia, Anura, Bombinatoridae. The record is from RefSeq and is a predicted model, not a curated record. The transcript is spliced from 4 exons.
UCAGGAAUUGUUAUUGUUUAGCUUUGCUUGGUAGAGCUGGACUUAUGUUUUAUAGGUUUAGAUUUAUCUAAUUAUUCUGGUUAGUUCAUUCAUAUACUUAACUCUAGCUUGGGUUGUGCAUUGCCUGGGCAGUAUGCAUCAUCACAAUAGCAUAUGGUCACAUUUUCGAAGUGAACAUUUUAUAAGUGAGGCAUUAAGAUAAGAUUUAUACCCAGUACUCACCACAGUGCUGCUAAUUAAGACAGAAAUCUGCCAAUUGACAUCUGCGGAAGAAAUGCACACAACAUCAAGCUAACCAUAUUAUCUCUCUUCUGCUUUCAGCUAUUACAUACACGUGUAAGCACUUGAGGAUAACUGCGUCUACAAAGAGGUGUGGGACACAAUGAUACCAUCAGGUAAACCGACUGAGGAUGAUAUCUACUGUGCCUGUCUAUCCAAGUCCCUAUGUCAGAUAUCCACGCCAGUCACCGUUGGACUAUAUUCCCCAUUUGGUGGCCGGGUCUAUAUGCUGCUGGGACGAAUUAUCAAGUGUAUGAGGGAAGAGGCUUUGCACGUAACUCAGAAACAAGAGACAGAAUUUAAAGAAACAACCAGGAAACCUGUUGGAUGGGGCUUUCUCCUUCUUCUCUGGCGCCUUUUAUUCUUUAGCCCUGUGGUGACAGAAAAUCAUCAGAAACGCAAAAGUAUUGAAUUCAUCUUUGUGAACUUUAGUGCCUGGCAGUAUGCAGGAAGUGACCGCCUCUGGGCUGGACUGGUCACCACACUUUGUGACCGCAUAAGGAAACAUUUUGGAGCACUCUCUCUCAGCAUCUUUAGUGUCCUGGGUUCUGCACCUAAAACGGACCCAGGUGACAAAGGUGACAAAGAAUGGAUCUUCAAAAAGUCAUUUUUCAUUAAGCUGGUGGUGAUUCUUUUACUACUUAUUAUUGGCUUGAUCCUCAUUUUGGUGCCUAUAAGAACCAAGAAUAAUGAAGGAGAAGAGAAGGUUUCCACGGUAUUUGGAGUUCUCGCCACUUUGGUGUCUGGAUCAGGUAUUAUCAUGACGUUUUACAAAUUAGCUAAGAGUGUCCUCAUCAGCCAAAAGCAAAAGAUUGAACGUCUGGUUAACAGUCAGAAAUUUAGUUCCCAGAUGGGCUUCAUGAAUGACAUAAAGAAAGAGGUUGAGUUAAUCACACAGAUGAUCCAGUGUAUGGAAAUUUUUCAGAAGCAGAGAAUCCGUGUGGUUCUGCAGGUCACUAGCCUGGAGCUAUGUGCUCCUGACAAAGUGGUUGGUGUUUUGGAUGCCAUGAAUACUCUGCUAUCUGACCGUAGAGCUCCAUUUAUCUCCAUCUUGGUUGUGGACCCAAGUAUCAUUGUCACUUGUUUGGAGAAUGCUAACUCACUGAAAGGUAUGGCAGAUAAUGGAUACAUGUUCCUCAACCGUACCGUAACUCUUCCAUUUUCUGUUCCUGCACUUGGCAAAAAGACAAAGUUGCAGCUUCUAAAGAAGGCAGUACAGAAGACAGAAGACCUAAUAGACUGGCCAUGUAGGAACGAUGCAAAUCGUGGAACAAAAACAGGUAUAGCAGAGUCUGUUAAGUUACUAAGGGAGGAACUGUCAGAUGAGGAGGAGACAGAUGUAAAGACUUCCUUCAUUCAACCUCUGCACUGUAUACAGGAGACUUUUUCGGCUCUAUACAGUGAGCGGGGAGUUCUCCAUGAGUACAUCCCUGACAGCAUUUGCCAGAUGAAACGUAUUGUCAACACUAUACCAGUUAUGGUCCACCUGAUGAUGCUGAAUAACAUUCCAUGGGACAAAAUAUCAGCAAGAAAUGUUGCUGCAUGGGUGGUUCUUUGCAAUCAGUGGCCCUGUCGCCUAAGCUGGGUACUACAGUGUCUGGAAGAUGAGGAGCAGAAUGGGAGCAAUGAAGAAUUUUGCAACUGCCUACUCUGGGAUGUAUUCAAGCAGAAUAGCAAGGAACUGUUUUCCCUUAAGGCUGGACUGAAGAACCUUUUUGACUUGGAUGGAGAUCCUGAGAUAUUCAACAAGUUCCUAUCUCAGGACUUUCCUUUUACAGUGCAGGAGUCCAACAGGCUUAAACGAUGCACAGUCAACUUGGACUUCUCUAUAAAGAAUAAAAUGGGGCUCCAUAGGGGGAUAAACAAUCUGCAGAAUGACUGGAAAAAGGCAGAGAUCAAAAAAGAAGAACAUAAAGAUGAUGAGUGCAGUGGUAACAUUGAGAAGGAAGGAUGUGGGUGUAGAGAGGAAGUCCAGGAACAACAGAUUAAAAAAAUUGAGGAUCUUGGAAAUACUAGAGAGUCUCAAAAUAUACAACAGGUUGAGUGUUUAAUUGAAAUCCAAAGAAAACAGACAUAUUGUUCAGAAGAUCUUCAAAAGCAAAAGGAAUGUCAGCACAUAGACAAAACCCAGAAAAGAGAUGAAUUGUCUGGGUGGAUACAGCAAAUUCAGCAAAGAGAUGGGGUGUCUGGAGGUGCAGAGGACACACACACACAAGCAAAUGUAUCAGUGGAGAAUCAGAAGAGAGAGGGAGAAUCUCAGAAUAUAUCAGAGAAGCAAGAAAAGCUGAGUGAUGAGGUUAUGGGGAAGGGUUAUAUGGAGCAAUGGAAAAAUAAGAGAACAUAUAGGGCAAGUUUAUAUGGCUAUACAACAGGAGGUAAAUAAACUGGCUAUGUGGGGUUAUAGAAGAAGCUUUAGAGAGAUAGGCUUAUAUGGCACAAUAGGAAGAAUCACAUGGAAGGGUUAUAGGGGAAACUAAAGUGACAAGGUGAGUCCUGUACUUAUGUAUAUAACUGCACAGACAUCCUGUGGCUCAGAAUUAAGUCCCAUCACAUUGCAGCUGCUAUGCAUAUUUGUACAAUGUAAUUUACAGCCACGUGGGAGUCAGAAUUAUGCUACUCUGCAUAUGCACCAGUACAUUUGCAGCUCCAAUUUGUGAUUUGCUGUAGCACAUAUAGUCACCAGGCAAUAAAAGGCUUGUCAUAAACUUAUACAGAGGUGAAAAAUACCACAAUAGUUCACUAGUUAGGAAAUGUAUGUGUGUAUAUGUUGUAUAGAGAGAGAGAUGGAAAUAGAUUGACACCGACAGACAGACACAGACAGAUAGAUAGAUAGAUAGAUAGAUAGAUAGAAGAUAGAACAUAGAUAGACAGAUAGAUAGAUUACUGUAU